Thermothielavioides terrestris NRRL 8126 is the source of this 1578-nucleotide messenger RNA. RefSeq lists its product as uncharacterized. The transcript has a single exon. Gene Ontology annotation, cellular component: membrane. Gene Ontology annotation, biological process: carbohydrate transport; transmembrane transport. Bases 1 to 1578 code for a protein of 525 amino acids. Lineage: Eukaryota; Fungi; Ascomycota; Sordariomycetes; Sordariales; Chaetomiaceae. The record is from RefSeq and is a predicted model, not a curated record. Gene Ontology annotation, molecular function: carbohydrate:proton symporter activity.
AUGACGACGCCGGCCAGCACGGUCCGCAGCCGCCUCCUGGCGGAGAAGCGCAUCGUGUUUCUCUGCUUCCUAAUCGCGCUCGGGCAGUUCCAGUAUGGCUACGACGGGGCCGCGAUCGCGGGCUUCCAGAGCAUGCCGGGCUUCCUCGCGCUGUACGGCUACGUCGACCCGAGCAACCCGAUCGGGUACAACAUCAGCACCGACGUGCAGCGCCUGAUCCAGUCGCUCAUGAACGUCGGCGGCUUCAUAGCCGCCGUCGCCAUCUACCUCGGCCACACGCGCGUGUCGCGCCGGCUCGGCCUGUGGACCGGCUGCGCCGUCGCCUUCCUGUCCAUCUCGCUGCAGCUGGGCGUGCACAACCUCGGCGGCCUGUACGCCGGCCGGCUGCUGCUCGGCAUCUCCAACGGCUUCCUGGUGCCCUACAGCGUCACCUACAUGGGCGAGUCGGCGCCGUCGCUGCUGCGCGGGCCCAUCAUCGGCAUGAGCACCUUCCAGACCUCGCUCGGCGCCCUGUUCGGCCUCCUCGUCGACAACUACUGCGAGUCGUACAGCGGCAACAAGUCGUGGCAGAUCCCGCUCGCCGUCAUGUACAUCGUGCCGGGCUUCCUGACCGUGCUGCUGCUGUUCCUGCCGGACACGCCGCGCUUCUACGUGACGCGCGGGCGGGACGACGAGGCGGUGCGCGCCAUCCGCCGGCUGCGCGGCAUCGCCGACGAGGCGUACCUGCGCGCCGAGGUGGCCGACAUCCGCAGCGCCUACCAGAUGGAGCGCGAGCUGCACGCGGGCGUGCACCUGCGCGACAUGUUCCGCGGCGCGGACCUGCGGCGCACGCUGCUCAGCUACGGCGCCAACAUCGCCGGCACCGCCACCGGCGUCACCUUCAUGGCCGGCUUCUCCGUCUACCUGUUCGUCCAGGCCCGCGUCGGCUCGCCCUUCGCCUGGGUCAUGAUCUCGCUCGCCAUCGCCCUGACCGGCAACAUGGCCGCCUUCCCGGCCAUGCGCUGCUUCGGCCGCCGCGAGCUGCUCAUCGUCACCUCGCUCCUCUCGUCCGCCAGCAUGUUCGCCAUGGCCAUCGUCUACACCGUGGCCGGCACGUCGCCCGCCGCGAGCAAGGCGCUCGUGGGCCUGAGCAUCGUGUACACGUGGGUGUACGGCGUCGGGCAGGGCCCGGUGCUGUGGGCGCUGCUCACCGAGAUCCCCUCGCAGCGGCUGCGCUCGCAGACGGUCGGCACCGGCUCGGGCCUGAACUUCAUCGUCGGCUGGAUGGUCUCCUUCUUCACGCCCUAUUUCAUCAACCCGGACCAGCUGGGCUGGGGCCCCAAGUACGGGUACAUCUGGGGCGGCAGCAACUUCAUCCUGGCCGUCUGGGCGUUUUUCUUCGUUCCCGAGACCAAGGGGCGCAGUCUCGAGCAGCUGGACGAGCUGUUCGAGAAAGGGGUGAGUGCGCGGAGAUUCUCGUCCUUCGUCCUGGAGCGGCAGCUGGUGGAUAAUGUGGCUGGCGAGACGGAUCAGAAGCGUAAUCUCGACAGCGAGGCCGCCGUGGUUCAGGUGGAGGAUCCCGAAAAGAUGUCACGGUAG